CCUGCAUCCACAUCUCCCCCUUCCUGCCUCUCCUCCUCGCCUUGUUAUUCAGCCCACUCUUCUCCUCCUCCUCCAUUCUGAUGUCAUGACGGCCACGUGAAGCGCGCGACUGCAACUUGUGCAUGUCCAAAAAGAGGGGCGAGAUUAAAAACAAAAGCGGGGUCACAUGCUCAAUGAGGAGUUGAAGGAGAAGAAGAAAAAGAAGAAAAGGAGGAGGAGGAAGAGGAGGAGGGUGUUGGAAAAACACGCUCACGGGUUGCCGCUGCCGCUUCUUCCACUGUGAGUGCCUUCGCCCUGAGCCGAGCAACAGCAUGGAUCUCUCCUUCAUGGCUGCGCAGAUCCCAGUAAUGACGGGAGCCUUCAUGGACUCGUCACCGAACGACGACUACAGCGGCGAGCACUCGCUCUUCAACUCGUCGGCCAGCGUCCACGCUGCUGCCUCGGCUGCCUCUGUGCAAGGCCAGCAGGACGAAUCACAGUCCAUGUCCAGUGACGCCAUCUGGCUUUGGAUUGCCAUCGUCGCCACCAUUGGGAACAUUGUGGUGGUGGGCGUGGUCUAUGCCUGCACUUUCUGAUGAAUCGUAUGCUUCCGUGCAAAGACCAAUUCUUUGAGAACCUUUAAACAUCACCAGAGUGGAAGACUCUUUUGUUAGAUUCUAAGAUUCCCUUGGAAACGGGACACCUGUCCACCAAGAAUCACUGGAACUUUAAUUCCUCCUAAGUUUGUUUCCAUGUUUCCCCUUAGAACAGAAGACACUCAUUUGCCAUGCAGAGAUGAAGGUUAAAUGGGGCUUGAGAUUCGGGUUGAUCCGGGGCCAUCGCAAGCCUCUGUUGCCGCAAAGCAAUUUAGGGCAGCGCUGUUUAAUUAUGCCUCUGAACAUGGAUGGUGAAUGUUAAAAAAUUUAGAAGGCACUGGGAUUUUUUCAUCUCAGGCAACCCUGAGGCCCAACGCCAUUAGGGCUCAUGUAAGGAUACGUUGUGGAUCAAACAUGGACAUACUGUACAAGAAGUGAACAUUUUAACAUCAUUGAACUCCACUUACUGUACACUGAAAAUCACAACGCUAUCACAUCAUCAAGGCCUAAAUUUAACAAUGCGCUAAUUCAGUUAGCCCCACAUCUUCCUCUUACCCCAUUGCUGAUCAUUACUAGCCAUACGUUAUCUUUGACAGGGUUUGGUCAGGGUGACAAUCUGCUCGCUGUGACCUUGAGGUGUUUAACAGGUGUAAAGCCAGCAUUCAUUACAAACAAGUUGUGCUCUACCUGCUGAAAAACCUGCUUUGAAAUGCUCAGAAAUGAUCAUAAUAUUAUCAUGAAGCGAUUAUGUUAGCCAGUGGCCACAACAUUAGGAUAAUAAUGCCUAGAGAGGCAUCAAUUUAACAAUGCGCUUUUCAGAACCUACUCAAUUGGCUAAAUGAAGUAAACAAAAUAUAAGAAACAGUAACAGCAACAGCAUAUAAUAAACACAUUGCUUCAUGAAUAUCCUUCUGACAGUGUCAAUUAAAACUGAGCAUUGCUACAUUGAUACAGUUCUUGCUUGUGUUGAAUGUCAUUAUUGUUGUCAGUGAAAAUUAGGGAUGUGCAUUUGACAAAAUCUCCUUCAUCGACUAUCAGUUAAUCAAUGAAUUCUCAUUUUCAAAUUUUAUAUGGCAGAAAAUAUUAAGGAAAUGCAUCCAAAAACAUUUUUGGACAAAGACUAUUAUUAUAAACAACUGGCAUUAUAGUCUUUAUCUUCUUCUUUAGCUCAGUGGUUUAGUAACUAGUUGAGAUGAAUCAACAGCGCCUCUGCUGGUUGCAGCCAAAUACUGCACAAGAUUGAUCAAGAAUGAAUUCCAGACAAUUCAGAAUAUGACAGAUUAAUAUGUCUAUCCCGAGUAUGUUAACAAAAUAACAAAUAAAACACGGCGGUAGAAGCACAAAACAUGUUUGAACAUUUACAUUUAUUCUCAAACUGUGGCACAAAUACCACUGGUGGUACGCAGGCUCCAUUUGGUAGUACUCAGAAUUUUUUUUUAUUUAUAAAAAUGCAAUUACAUUAGGUGCAUAUACAUGUGACAUAUUGUACAAAUGACAACCAAAGAUUAGAUGAAAUGUAAUUCAAAUUGUUCUUUGCUGAAAUAUGAACUCACGUCACAGGCCACAAGCCAAUUACCUGAAAAAUGGUGGUACGGCCGUCCCUCGCCACUUUGCGCUUUGAAUUUCACGGCUUCACGCUAUCAUGGUUUUUCAAAAUUAUAUAAAUUAAUAAUUCAUGCUGUUUUGUGGUCAAAUAUGUCCUACUAUUAGUCACUAGCUUAUAGUCACUAUUGGUCAUAUUUAAGCAAAUUGCACAUAUUUUUGCCUCAAUUAAGCCUCUUCAAGCAUAAAAAUGGCUAAAUGAAGUAAAACAUAAAUAUAAGAUAUUCAGAAGACACAUUCAAAGACGCUGGGAUGAUAUGCAGUAUUAGACACUGGUCACUAGGUGUCAGUAAUGUUGCUGUAAUGUAAUGUCUGCUGCUGACACACAAGCACCAGACUUGACUGCCUUUAUUUAAGGCUUUUAUUUAAAUUUUCUAACAACAGGCACAAUAAUCCCUAACACGGGCUACUGUUGCGCCCGUUAACCCAUGCCAAGCUAAAAUCAACCCCUGACGUCACUUCCUGUCCUCGCCACUGGAACACAUUUACAGCAACACACACAAGUCUUAUUUAUGAAUGACUUAUUUUGUGUUAUUAUGUCUACUAUUUUGGGUAAUAUGAGUGUAAAGGUGAUUUCACAUUUAGACAUUUCUAAUCAUGUUAAAAACCGUAGAAGGUCAUAGACACAUUUUCUAUCCUCUAACUACAAAAAUAUCCAUCCAUUCAUUCAUUUUCUAUGCCGCAUUUCCUCUAUAAGGUUGUGGGGGUAUGCUGGAGCCUAUCCCAGCUGACUGAAUGGUUCUAAUUAUGUUAAAAACCGUAGAAGGUCGUAGACAGGUUUUCUAUGCUCUAACUACAAAAAUAUUCCAUUUGUAAAUACGAAAUCCUACUUCGCGGAAAUUCAAUCAUCAUGGUCGUGUCUGGAACCAAAUAACUGCGAUAAACGAGGGAUUACUGUACUAGCAGUUUGGUGAUACUUGGUGUGUUUGAACAUAGAAACGUUGUGUUGUUGGACCAUUUUUUUCUAUUGUUUUUCUAUUAAUUGAUAUACGCUUUAGAACAGAAAACAUAUUUCAGCUUCUUUGUUGCAGAGUGAAUGCAUUAGUGUUGUGCUGUACUUUACCGUCCACGGUCUCAAAUGGAGACUUUAAUCAUGCUAAUUCAAGUACAACCUACAAAGUUUUUUGUUCUCUUUCAUUCACACACAAAAACCAAUCAAACACUCCAUUCACAAAAAUAUAACAUCUUUACUUAUUGAUGUAUGUGCUUUUUAAACAGUCAUUGUAUCAACUGGAUUUAAUUUUGUUCUCCAAAAUGUGACCCUGAAGUGACCACAUAUAGUUUGACUUUUGUUGCUUUCCUCACCUCGUGAUAAGAUUAUUUAAAUAUUCAAUAGUCAAAUGUUUAACGCGACUUACAACGGCGACUGUAUCCUAGACACAAGAUGAUGUAAGUAUCUUAACGAGUGUACUUGCUAAAUCAAUACUCUUGGGGGUUUUCAGGCCUGCUUUUUAAUAACUGGUUGAUGUAUAGAACUACUUAGAAAUGUUGUAAACCACUUAUACACAAUACUCCUUUUGUAAAGAUGUACGCUUUUAGAAUCAAUGCGGUAAUGUACAUUGUAUCCUGUAAAUAUCUGUAUGGGAGCGUAAAACGUAAACAGGUGAGAAGUUGUUUUAGUUCGUUUUUGGUUUUUCCUGGUGGAGGCGCCGCACUGCAGAGUCAUCUCAGUCGAGACUGAUGCGAACGUCCGAUGGCGCCGUCUGUCAUUUUGACACAAGUUGUUUGGAAAGCCACUCUAUUCUUGUGCGCUCUGCCGAAUCUUAACCUUCUUUUUUUGUUGUUUUGGUUGAAACAAAAGAUGAUUUACUGAAAGUUUUCAGUGGUAAAGCAAUGUAAACAUGAUCUUGUGUAUUUGCAGUAAAAAAAAAAGCUGUUUCUGAGAAGUGUGUGCACUUGAUUUACUGUUCCUAUAAAGGCACCUGACUCUCUAUGUAUGUUCACUUUAUUUACUGUGACUGACUGACUGGGUUUCCCCAAACUUUUUUAGCCGGUUAAAAAUUUGAGACA
This is a messenger RNA of Dunckerocampus dactyliophorus (ringed pipefish), 4187 nucleotides long. RefSeq lists its product as uncharacterized. The coding region runs from base 312 to 575 and encodes 87 amino acids. The transcript has 2 exons. NCBI's taxonomy places the organism in Eukaryota, Metazoa, Chordata, Actinopteri, Syngnathiformes, Syngnathidae. The record is from RefSeq and is a predicted model, not a curated record.